AACACAUUCGUUAGAUCAAGCAUUAAAAUCUUAUUUGCUCCGACAAACGACAGCUCGUAGUAUCCAAGUCGUCCUUUCGCACCGCAACAGCGCCAGGACGAAAAAAGGCGCAGUCAGGGCCCAUAUUUGCUUCGGAGACGGGUCCCUCUCACAUUCUGAACAGCAAAAAGUCUGGAACGCCACAUCGUCUUCCUGCCCAAGCGCAUCCAGCAUGGCGUCCCCUGCAACGGUCCCUGCGCCCGUCCAGUCCCCAGGUACCGAUGCUCAAAGCGGCAUAUAUACACCACCGAGCAUUCCAUCGAGCUUCCGCGAGUCAUUCUCAGCAUGGCUUAAAUCGCGCCCAGCACGUGACGGUGCAGACGCAGAGAUACAUCUGUACAAGCGGCACACGCCGUACUUUAACGGCGCCACCGUCGGCAACGUGCGCAAUGGGCGGAUAGACCGCGUCUGGCGCGACACGUUCGGCAGCAAAGACGAGGCAAGCAGCGGGGACGAUGCGAGGCGCAGCAUUCCCAAUCGCAACGUGGACAAGGUCGAAAAGGAAAAGAUGGGCCUACGCGCUACGAUGGGUACCAGGCUCAACUCGACUGAUGGGAAAGUCGGGUUUGUGCAUCUUGUCGACAUUGACCGCGAUGUCCCUCCCACAAAUUCCACGCCUGUCUCGUCAUCUUCUUCAUCCACGUCAACCUCGUCUGCCUCGUCACCCACGGGAACCAUGACGCCGUCGGCCCCCAGCAGUGGCUUCCUCCAGUCGCUCUGGGCCAGCAAGGCGCCGCGGCAGAUCAACACGCUUGAGAUAGGCUCGCCACACGUUUCACCAGAUGCAACACCCGAAGAGUGGGCUAAAGAGCAAAAGGUCGUCUUGCUGCAUGGGUAUGGCGCAGGAACCUCCUUCUUCUUCCAGAAUAUCAAGGCGCUUGCAGAAUACACGCCAGCGGAAGGUGCCACUGGCGGCUAUACGUCUAGUCGCUUGUUCGCGCUCGAUUGGCUCGGCAUGGGGCGCAGCGCUCGGGUCCCAUUUCACGUGCCAAAGAAUGGCCUGCCUGGUGCUGACACUGGAGCUUACCUUGGCGCCGGCGAUCACGUAGUCGCUUCGAACAACUGCGAGCCAAACCUCUCUUCGUCGGCGUCGGCGUCGCGGUCAUCAUCCCCCUCUCCAGUCGGCACAGCAGGUGCAGAGGAAUCAGACAUCAUAAUAGCGCGUACGCUUGCCGCCGAGUCGUUUUUCAUCGACUCCCUUGAGAGCUGGCGCCAGGCGAUGCGCAUUGAGCGCAUGACCAUCAUCGGUCACUCGCUUGGCGGGUAUCUCAGCUUGGCGUACGCGCUCAAGUACCCGCAUCGCGUCGAGCGUGUCGUUUGUGUCAGUCCCGCAGGAAUUGGUUCUAACCCUAACGAGCCAAACGGCACAAGGGGUACAUUUGCGCCCAAGAACCUACAGGCGGCAUCGCGCGAAGACCUCACGCAAUCGCCUGCCAUCGGUUUGAAACAGAUGCAAGAGCAGCAGCAACAGGUGGAAGACGAAGGGAUAAAGGAGGCAAUAGCUGAGAUUACAGGCGAAGAUUCGAAGCGCAAGUCGAUCGCGUCUGCAAGGGCCGCCCUGGAGCAGGUGGGUGUGCAGGCUGUCAAUCGGCAGACCAUCGACGCCGCUGCUCCCUGCGCAACGACCGACUCCAAAGUCAACGCCAACGCAAGCCUGAAUGCCGGCGCCACCGGGAAUGCAACCGGAUCUGUGCCGGCAUCGGCAUCGACACUAGCCACAGAUCAAAAGCCGAGCCCGCCACCGCGCAUCGGCCGCCGCACGCGGGCGCUCUUCACAUGGCUAUGGGACCAGAACAUCUCGCCGUUCGCGCUGAUCCGCUCCUCGGCUUUCUUUGGGCCCAUGCUGACGGGCCGGUACACGCGCAGGCGUUUUGGUGCGCUGCAAGAAGAGGAUCUACGCGCGCUGCAUGCGUACAGCCAUGCUAUCUUCAGCUCAAAGGGAAGUAGCGAGUAUUGCUUGAGUUACAUCUUGGCGCCUGGAGCGUUCGCACGCUACCCGAUGCUCUACCGCCUCGCGCCCCUCCGCAUGCCCGUCUCCUUCAUCUACGGCCGGCGCGACUGGAUGGACGUCGCUGCUGGCCGCUUGGCAUGCCGCGCGCUCGCUGACGCUGGCAACAAAACCGGUUCCUGCUUUGUUGUCCCCGACGCGGGGCACCACGUCUACCUUGAUAAUCCCAAGGCGACGGAUACGCUGCUCAGUUGCAUUCUCAAGGGCGAGGUUGACGGACGCAUCUAGCGAGUGUGAAAGCAUAAACGUCCGCAUUACUUCGAUUUCCCCCCCAUGUGAUGAGGAAAACGUAUAUGAAACAGGUAAGGUACACGAAUAAAGUAGUUGACGAUGAAUAAUACAUCUCGCGCACCGCCACCAAAGAGUGCAACUCUACAACUUGGAAUCGGGCGGAUCCAAUUCCUCCAAUACCUGUAUUGCCACCUCUCUCCGAACUCUUUCGUACCUGU
Messenger RNA from Tilletiaria anomala UBC 951, 2496 nucleotides. RefSeq names its product alpha/beta-hydrolase. Lineage: Eukaryota; Fungi; Basidiomycota; Exobasidiomycetes; Georgefischeriales; Tilletiariaceae. The record is from RefSeq and is a predicted model, not a curated record. Gene Ontology annotation, biological process: cardiolipin acyl-chain remodeling. The transcript has 3 exons. Gene Ontology annotation, cellular component: mitochondrial inner membrane. Bases 212 to 2275 code for a protein of 687 amino acids. Gene Ontology annotation, molecular function: A2-type glycerophospholipase activity.